AUGAAUACGAUCCGUCAGAUUCAGGCCCUCAACAAGCGCGAGCUUGAAAAUGCCAUACCUCCAGAAGCAUCAUGGCAUGCCGAUUACCGAGAUACGGCGUACAUCUACAUCGGUGGUCUCCCCUUCGAUCUGUCCGAGGGCGACAUCGUGACCAUCUUUUCGCAAUACGGCGAACCCGUCCAUGUAAACCUAGCGCGCGACAAGGAAACCGGCAAGAGUCGAGGAUUUGCGUGGCUGAAAUACGAAGAUCAGCGCAGUACAGACCUGGCCGUGGACAAUCUAGGCGGUGCGACGGUGAUGGGUCGGAUGCUGCGUGUGGACCACACCAGAUACAAGCGGCGAGAUGACGAGGAGGAAGGAGACAAUGUCGCUAGGCUAAUGGGGGAUGUGGGGACGAAGAACGACCGUGGGGAUGAUACGGACGAUGAGCGACGAAGACGCCGGAGGAGAAGAGGCAGUGAGGAAGACGACGAGCCUCGACGACGACCAUUGCUCAAGGAGGAGAAGGAAUUGGAGGAAUUGAUCAGAACCCACGACGAGGAGGAUCCCAUGAAAGAAUUCUUGAUCGAAGAAAAGAAGGAAGAGGUUGCGCGAGCGCUGGAGAGGGAAAGUAAAUCGUCGCGGAAACGAGACUCCAGCCGCGAUAGAUCGCGUCGCCAUCACCGUCACCACCGUCACCAUCGCCGCCGACAUGACGAGGGUCGCUCGCGUUCUCGAGAGAAGAGCCGGCGGGACUAUAGGUCGCCGUCAAGAGAGGAGCGGUCGCAUAGCACCCGGUCGCCAUCACGCAAGGAAAGGUCCUACAGAGACAGGACGCCAGUGGGAUCUCGGUCACCGCCGCCACGGAGGACGCGAGAUAAGCAUGAUUGA
Messenger RNA from Aspergillus melleus, 870 nucleotides. RefSeq lists its product as uncharacterized. The transcript has 2 exons. Bases 1 to 870 code for a protein of 289 amino acids. Gene Ontology annotation, cellular component: U2 snRNP; precatalytic spliceosome; catalytic step 2 spliceosome. Gene Ontology annotation, molecular function: protein binding; RNA binding. Gene Ontology annotation, biological process: mRNA splicing, via spliceosome. NCBI's taxonomy places the organism in Eukaryota, Fungi, Ascomycota, Eurotiomycetes, Eurotiales, Aspergillaceae. The record is from RefSeq and is a predicted model, not a curated record.